AUGGGGGCCCCUGUUGCAAUUGCCACGCUUGUGACAUUGCUCUUUGCAGUGCCAGGCCUUGAUUGGUCAAGCCCAGGUGAUCACUUGGAGUGUUUCAGUGGCCAAAUGGAGGUUACAAAAGCCGAAUGGGCAGCUGGCCGAUCAGCCAUGCCAUUUGAUGUGGAGCUCUCUUCAGAGAUGGACCUCUUGACACCAUCGGGGUUUGCAAACGCACUGUUUUAUGCUUGCAAUUUGAAGCCUGGCAGUGGCCACAUGACUGCUCCAGUUUGUUCAACCUUUGUGUUUAUGAGUAGAGGUUCGACGUUGAGAAGCAGGACACGACCUCUUGGCCGAAGCGAUUCCCAGGCGGUGAGAGAUGGCAAUGUGCUAGCAGCACGUGCUUUCAUACUGUGUUUGGUAUGUGCAGCAAAGUUUGUUUGGUGGCUGCUGGAGCAACCAGGCUCCAGUUGCAUGGAAUUGCACCCCUUGUUCCAACACAUGUUGAAGAUGCUGACGAUCCACAAGUUGGGAAUCAACAUGUCGGACUUUGGAGCCCCAACAACCAAGAGAACAUUGCUUUACAGCAGUCACCGCGAGGUGGAAAAUCUGCUCGAGUACAAGGUCGAACCUCAAUUGCAGGAUCGUGAGAUGGUGGUUUCCUACACGAACCACAAAGGGGAACGGCGAAUCCAUGGUGGACGCGAUUUGAAAGGAAGCCAAGCCUACCCAAAGCAGUUUGGUUCUGCUCUUUGCAAAGUUCGAACCCAGUUUCUUAGCAAGCAUCGUCGUGCUGCUAAACAAAAGCUGAGGGAGGCUAGGAAAUCCACCAAACAGUUGGAUGUCAGACCCAGGAUCAACAAAGCUUGGGUCACCGGCGCAGAUCUCCAAUCUGUGUUUGAUUUCCUUUCUGCUCAGCCGUAA
Cladocopium goreaui is the source of this 900-nucleotide messenger RNA. The record is from the annotation of a GenBank genome assembly. Lineage: Eukaryota; Dinophyceae; Suessiales; Symbiodiniaceae.